AUGACGGCACUCUUCUCCAUCCCCAUCUCCACAGGCGGGACCUUCGUCUGCAGCACAGUUAAUACCCCAGAAGAAGAAGAAACAGGCAAGAAGAAAGGAGAUAAUAGUUCAAAUGAAAAUAAGAUCUACCUGCUCACAUUCACCUCGCCGCCCGACAACCGGCUCACUCCCGCCUUCAUCGACGCCUUCAUCCUCGCGCUGGAUAUCAUCGAGCAUCGGUUCCCGAAAGGCGUCGUCAUCACGACGAGCGGCAUCGGCAAGUUCUUCAGCAAUGGCUUGGAUCUGGAGGUGGUGACGAGCACAGACUGGUUCUGGGAGAGGUAUCUGUGGAAGCUGUUUCGGAGGUUGCUGACAUAUCCCCUCCCAACUGUCGCUCUCGUCAACGGCCACGCCUUCGCCGGCGGCCUCAUGCUGGCCAUGUACCAUGACUACCGCGUCCAGAACCCCUCUCGGGGAUUCCUCUGCCUGAACGAGAUCCAACUCGGUGUGCCGCUGCAGCCGCCCAUGACGAGCAUCUUCCGCGAGAAGGUGCCGUCGUCGAUCACGCUGCGUUCGUUGAUUCUCGAGGGCAAGCGGUUCACCGGUCCGCAGGCGCUGAGCGCCGGGUUGGUAGACGCGCUGGGCGGGCUCGACGAGGCUGUCAAGCUCGUUCAGGACCGCAAGCUGCAUGCGCUGGGCCAGUCGCCAGCGUACACGGCCCUGAAGGAAGGCUUGUACCGGCAGACUCUGGCCGUGUUGGACGACGAGGCCGGCAACCAGGCCUGGCGAGACUGGAUGGAAAAGAUCAAGGAGGCCAACUCCGAGGAGGCACUGAGCAGGGUGAAGCGGUGGGAAGCGCAGGGCAAGGAUGGAGGGGUCAAACUGUAG
Messenger RNA from Rasamsonia emersonii CBS 393.64, 867 nucleotides. RefSeq names its product Enoyl-CoA hydratase/isomerase family protein. Gene Ontology annotation, cellular component: peroxisome. The transcript is spliced from 2 exons. Bases 1 to 867 code for a protein of 288 amino acids. Gene Ontology annotation, biological process: fatty acid beta-oxidation. Gene Ontology annotation, molecular function: enoyl-CoA hydratase activity; delta(3)-delta(2)-enoyl-CoA isomerase activity. NCBI's taxonomy places the organism in Eukaryota, Fungi, Ascomycota, Eurotiomycetes, Eurotiales, Trichocomaceae. The record is from RefSeq and is a predicted model, not a curated record.